Messenger RNA from Sinocyclocheilus rhinocerous, 3397 nucleotides. RefSeq names its product myelin transcription factor 1-like protein. Gene Ontology annotation, biological process: regulation of transcription by RNA polymerase II. The record is from RefSeq and is a predicted model, not a curated record. The coding region runs from base 15 to 3374 and encodes 1119 amino acids. Gene Ontology annotation, cellular component: nucleus. The transcript is spliced from 22 exons. Gene Ontology annotation, molecular function: zinc ion binding; RNA polymerase II cis-regulatory region sequence-specific DNA binding; DNA-binding transcription factor activity, RNA polymerase II-specific. Lineage: Eukaryota; Metazoa; Chordata; Actinopteri; Cypriniformes; Cyprinidae.
GGCAAUUACAUCAGAUGGAGGUGGAUGUAGCAGAUGAGAAGCGCCAUUGCACACGCUCAAAAGUUCCCCUGGAGCCAGCCAUACAUGAGUUGUUCAGUGUGUAUGGCUGUCCUGUCGCCAAGAAGAGAAAACCCCUGGAGAGCCAUGCCCUGGAGCCCUCGCCCAAGAGGACGGUCUUUCUAACAGUCAUAGACCAGCCGUCAAUGGAGGAGAUGGAUGAAAAACAGGAGGAGGAGGAGGAACAAGAUGAUGAGGAAAAUGAAGAUGAAGAGGAACCGGAGGAGGAAUAUACUGACAACGAGGACCAAUAUGAACAGGAAGAGGUAGAAGUGAUUAAUGGAGAAGAGGAAGAGGUGGAGCAGGAAGAAGAGGAAGUGGUGGAGGAGGAAGAGGAAGAAGAAGUAGAAAGAGAGUGGGAGGAUGAUGAAGAUGAAGAUGAGGAAGAUGAGCAAGAGGAUGAGGAGCAAAUUCAAGAAAUAGAGAGUGACCAUAAUUGCAGUCCCAGCAGAACAAGCCCCUCCAUGGAGAAGGACAACAACAACAAUGAUGAAUAUGAAAACUACGAUGAACUGGUGGCCAAAUCUCUGCUUAACCUGGGCAAGAUCGCAGAGGACGCCGCUUAUCGGGCCAUGACCGAGUCCGAGAUGAACAGCAACUCCUCAAACAGCGCAGAAGAGGAGGAGGAAGAAGAUGAAGAAGAUGAGGAUGAGGAGGGCUCAAGGAAAGGUGAGCUGAGUCUAGAUGUAAACAGUGAUGUGGUAAGGGAGACUGUGGACUCUCUAAAGCUCCUGGCGCAGGGUCACGGAGUCACGCUCUCAGAAAACCUCCACGGACAGCCGUUUCAUGAUGAUGGGAGCGAGAACACGGACUGCGAUCUAAACGGAAAUGGAUCCACUGGUAAUGGACUCAGUGGUAAACCCACCACUAAUGGUCAGAUGGCAGAGAAAAGUGACGAGGAAGUUUGUCUGAGCAGUUUGGAGUGUCUUCGCAACCAGUGCUUUGACUUGGCACGCAAGCUAAGCGAGACCAAACCAGCCGAGCGGCUCAUCAGUAACCAGCAGGAGAUUCAUCAGCUUUAUCAGGAGGCCCAGCAGCAGCAGCAGCAGCAGCAUCAGAGUCCUGAGGAGUCCCGCGUCCUCGAGCGGAAUUACUCUGACAUGGUCAACCUGAUGAAGCUUGAGGAGCAGCUCAGCCCAUGCUCCAAGACUUUCUCCAGCUGCGCCGCAGAGCACAAGGGCUUCCAGGACUGCGAUGAAGACACCACCUCCGUCACGUCGGACCGCUCAGAGGACGUUUUCGACAUGACAAAAGGCAACCUGUCACUGCUGGAGAAGGCCAUAGCGCUGGAAACGGAGCGGACCAAAGCGUUGCGGGAAAAAAUGGCUUCGGAAGCAGUCAGGAGAGAUAGACUGCAUUUGCAUGAGGAUGGUUUGAGGCACAGCUAUGCGGAGGAGCGGAAGGCGCGUCUGCACCAUGAUGGCCUAAAGAAGCCCUACUACCUUAAAGAUUCUUCACGGUCGGGGAAAAAGGAGAGCCGGUGUCCAACGCCUGGGUGUGACAGCACAGGUCAUGUGACGGGUUUGUACCCGCACCAUCGCAGCCUGUCUGGAUGCCCUCAUAAAGACAGAGUCCCGCCAGAAAUUCUUGCAAUGUAUGAAAAUGUUCUUAAGUGCCCUACGCCUGGCUGCACGGGCCGGGGUCACGUCAACAGCAACAGGAACUCUCACAGGAGCCUGUCGGGCUGUCCAAUAGCGGCUGCAGAGAAGCUGGCCAAAGCCCACGAGAAACAUCAGUCAUGUGAUGAAGGCAAAUCCAACCAGGCUUCAGAUCGUGUGCUCAGGCCCAUGUGCUUCGUCAAACAGCUGGAGAUUCCACAGUACGGCUAUAAAAACAACGUGCCCACUUCAACCCCACGAUCCAACCUGGCCAAAGAGUUAGAGAAAUACUCCAAAACCAACUUUGACUACAACAGCUAUGACAGCACCAACAUCUACAGCAAACGGCACACUGCUGCACUCAAAGUCCACAGUCGGGACACACUGCCCAAGACUGAUGAUGUGAAGCGCUACUGCAAGAGCUCCAGUUCGGCGAGCAGCACCACCAGCAGCUAUGGGCCCAGCAGCAGCAGCCUGAGCUGUGGAGGAGGAGGAGGAGCGAGCAGCGCCAGCAGCACCUGCAGCAAGAGCAGCUUCGACUACACACACGACAUGGAGGCGGCGCACAUGGCUGCUACCGCCAUCCUCAACCUCUCCACCCGCUGCAGAGAGAUGCCCCAGAGCCUGAGCGGGAAAGCCCUGGAGAUCUGCACGCAGUCUGAUGAUCUGGAUCCCUUCCAGGACAUUUUAGAGGACAGCGCGUACACUACUGAUGUCGGCAUUCCCAAUCCCAAACCAAAAUUUCCUCCUUGCAAAGAAAGCAAAAAGGACCUGAUAACAUGUCCAACACCAGGGUGUGAUGGGAGUGGUCACGUAACCGGUAAUUAUGCCUCGCAUAGAAGUCUUUCAGGCUGUCCUUUAGCAGAUAAAAGCAUUCGGAGUAUGAUGGCCACCAACUCACAAGAACUCAAGUGCCCGACCCCGGGCUGUGACGGCUCGGGACAUAUCACUGGCAACUAUGCUUCACACAGAAGUUUGUCAGGAUGUCCACGGGCUCGGAAGACUGGAAUAAAGAUAACACACAGUAAAGAGGACAAGGAAGACCAGGAGCCGAUCAGGUGUCCAGUCCCUGGUUGUGACGGUCAGGGUCACAUAACGGGCAAAUAUGCGUCACACCGCAGCGCGUCAGGCUGCCCUCUAGCGGCCAAACGACAGAAGGACAGCUAUAUCAAUGGAUCCCAGUUCACAUGGAAGGCUGGGAAGACGGAUGGCAUGUCGUGUCCCACUCCAGGCUGUGACGGCUCUGGACAUGUCAGCGGCAGUUUCCUGACCCACAGAAGUCUCUCUGGUUGCCCACGUGCCACGGCAGCAAUGAAGAAAGCCAGACUAUCAGGAGUGGAGAUGCUCACAAUAAAACAGCAAACAAGCAAUGGUUUAGACUGUGACGCAGAUGUUAAACAGCUGGAUGAAGACAUUAAAGAUUUAAAUGAAUCAAAUUCACAGGUGGAAGCGGAUAUGAUCAAACUUAGAACACAGAUUACCACAAUGGAGUCUAAUCUGAAGUCCUUAGAGGAAGAAAACAAGAAAUCACUUCACAAAGAGUCUCCGGCUAGACAUAACAGCUGUUUACAUCAGAGAGAGCCGAUGAGCGAACAGAACUUUGACGCAUACGUGACCACGCUAACGGACAUGUACACGAAUCAAGAUCACUAUCAGAGUCCAGAGAACAAGGCCCUGCUAGAAAAUAUAAAACAAGCGGUACAAGGCAUUCAAGUCUAGCAUCUCAGAACGUUCCUAAAACA